AUGGUCCGCCUUACCGCCGCGGCGUUGCUGGUUUUCGCCCUCUCCUCCAUGUCCAUCACUCCAAACAACGCCGGCGCCAGGAACGUCGGUGCGGCUAACGGCCAACAGUUUAUCACGAGCGGGUGCGUAAACGACGCCGACUGCAGCUCGCAGUGUUGCGCCGAUGCGAACGGCGUGGGCGUCUGCUCGGCCGAGGCUGCUCAGUUCCAGAACGGCAAGAACGGCUGUGGCUUUGUCGACCCCGAUGCCGAGGCGACCGUUGCCGUGGCAAAGGCGCAGGUCGAGAGACAGGGGUUCUAA
Thermothelomyces thermophilus ATCC 42464 is the source of this 300-nucleotide messenger RNA. RefSeq lists its product as uncharacterized. Bases 1 to 300 code for a protein of 99 amino acids. The record is from RefSeq and is a predicted model, not a curated record. Lineage: Eukaryota; Fungi; Ascomycota; Sordariomycetes; Sordariales; Chaetomiaceae. The transcript has 2 exons.